Molecule: messenger RNA, 2261 nt
Organism: Thlaspi arvense
Lineage: Eukaryota; Viridiplantae; Streptophyta; Magnoliopsida; Brassicales; Brassicaceae
Source: the annotation of a GenBank genome assembly
UUAAAUUCACAUUUAUUUAUAAUCAGACAGACCCAAAAGACACACACCCUCGUUCAACAAUUUAAGACCAAAAGAGCUUAAGAUUGUUUUGUCAACGAGUAAAUUAGAUUUAGUUUGACAUUCCAUCAGUUACAGUCUGUCACUUAGGUAGGAGUAACCAUUUUUUACUUUUGAGAAUGAGUAAAAAGUCUUUGUCCAUCACAAAUCCAAAAAAGUCUUCACCUUGUUCGUCUUCGUCGGUCGUCACUUUUGCAAGCUAAUAAAAGCCAGAAUAAAUAAUUGGAUAAAAUUAUUUUUUAGUUACUGUUUAUCUAUUUUAUAUUUUUUCUGGAACACAGCUACAAGGUAAAGCUUCAAUCUUUCCCACUGACAUUUUCUGGUCUUCGAUUCUUUUUUUUUUUUCACUGCUUGGGUCUUGUCUGUAGGUUAGAGAGAUCCCUACAAAGAUCCAAAGCUGAGAAAUUUCCAGUCAAUGCUGCUUGAGAUCUGACCUCUUUUCCUUCAAUGUCGCUCUGAAAUCCCCUAAAUUUCGCCCAUCAGGUGAAUAAAGCGGAGGUAGAAAGAUGGGAUCUGGUUUAAACGACACAUUAUCUCGGAAUUACGGUGGCUUGGAGCUAUGGGAGAUAAUAGUGAUUGCUCUCUCGGCGGUCUUCGUCGUAGUGUUAGCUAUAUCGCUAUGGCUUACUUUCAGAAAGAAAAAAUCAAGAUCAUCUUCUAAUCAACUCCCUGUUAGCCGCCAGAUUCCUCCUAGUGUUCCUGAAGAGAUCAAAGAGAUUAGAGUCGACGAGGUUUCCUCAAGCAAUGGCGGCAAUGGAUAUCCCUCUAUUAGUGAGAAAUUCGGUGAUAAAGAACCCGAGAAAGGGAUAGUAGUAGCAGAGUCAGAGAAUGGUGAUAGUAGCCGUUCAGGCUCGUUUAACCACUUGGAGAAGAAAGAUGGAUCGAGCGUAUCUUCUGCUAAUCCCUUGACAGCACCAUCUCCUUUGUCUGGUCUUCCCGAGUUCUCUCACCUCGGAUGGGGACACUGGUUCACUCUUAGAGAUCUUCAGAUGGCUACGAGUCAGUUCUCGAGGGAUAACAUAAUCGGUGAUGGCGGAUACGGAGUUGUUUACCGUGGUAACCUUGUGAAUGGUACUCCUGUUGCCGUUAAAAAGCUGCUCAACAAUCUAGGACAAGCUGACAAGGACUUCAGGGUAGAAGUUGAGGCUAUAGGUCACGUUCGCCACAAGAACUUGGUUCGUCUUCUCGGAUAUUGCAUGGAAGGAACGCAAAGGAUGCUGGUGUAUGAGUAUGUGAACAAUGGGAAUCUGGAGCAAUGGCUUCGUGGAGACAAUCAAAAUCACGAGUAUCUAACAUGGGAGGCACGUUUGAAAAUCCUUAUCGGAACAGCCAAAGCCUGUGUUGCUUCUGUACAUUUGGUGGAAUGGCUGAAGAUGAUGGUUCAACAAAGACGAUCAGAAGAAGUGAUUGACCCAAACCUCGACUCAAAGCCAUCUACAAGUGCGUUAAAAAGAACACUCUUGACUGCUUUGAGAUGUGUUGAUCCAAUGUCUGAGAAACGACCACGGAUGAGCCAAGUUGCCCGUAUGCUUGAAUCCGAGGAAUACCCAAUUCCUAGAGAGGAUAGAAGAAGACGGAGGAGUCAGAACGGGGCAACAAGAGAGUCAGAUCCUCCCAGGAACAGCACAGACACUGACAAGAGUGAGUACCAUGACCUAAAGCCUGAAGCUGGAUGACAUUGGAAAUAACGGAGGUGUAAAUUGUCGUCAAGUUUUCGAGCUUUAUGUGAAGCAAGCCCUUGUUCUUCUCCAGAUCUUCUGUGUUAUGUGAUAUUUCUUCUUUUUUUUCUUUGGUAAUAAGGAGAGAGAGAGAGAGAGAGAGAGAGAGAGAGAGAGAGAGAGAGAGAGAGAGAGAGAGAGAGAGAGAGAGAGAGAGAGAGAGAGAGAGUGUUCAUCGUUUGGUUUUGAGAAAGAUGGUUUUAGUUUGUUCCAUCACAUCAUUUGCUUGUAUAGUAAGUAGUGUUCGUUUGUUUGUUGUGUAAUAUCGUUUGCUUCUCUACGUUUUGCAAUGUAGGUUGUUUUUGAACCAAGAAAACGCCAGCUUUUGUAGGCUAUGUUAAGUCUUUGAGCGAAACGACGUGGAGUUUCCUAAGGUUAUUCGAGAAGGUCUAUCACAAAUCCUGAUAGCGUGAACGCAAACGGCUAAUUAUUACGUUUUCAUGAAAUAAUUUGAUAAAUUUAGUAUUUUUGUUAGAUGAAAUAAAU